CUCUGUUCUUAUGUGUCUCUCUUUCUCUGUCAACCUCUGGUAUCCAAGUUCUUGUGUUACUUCUUAUGCGUACGAUAGACUAAUAUUUUUCCCCAACGGUCUGCCCAAAUUGAAGCAACAGAGACCAAAGGCAAAGCCGCGGCCCAAACCGAAACCCAAAGCGAAACCGAAACCCAAGCCGAGGCAAAAGCACCAUGGCAUCAAUGGCACGGAGCUCAUGACCAACAAUAUCGAAUACCAUGAUGAGCCCAACGGACUGAACGAUCCGGAGGACGAGGCCAAUGAGACGGAGGACGAGGAUCCCGAUGGGGAUGGUAAUGGUACUGGGGAUGCUGAUGAUGAUGACGAGGAGGAGGACGACGAUUAUGAUGACCGCAUACGAGCCGAGAUUUAUUCGAAUUACCCGCACUACCUGCAUCCACCGUCGUGGGGGAUUAACAAUCCCCUGGUCCUCGCCUCGCACAGUCCGCACACUCUGGACGAUGACGAUGACGUGGUGGUGGAGGUGGUGACCAACAGGAAGCCACCAUCGUCCAACCACCACCACAACGAUGAGCUGGAGCACGACGUGGUCGUGGUGGUGGAUGCCGGACCCCACUCCCACUCGCAUCCGCACCAGCACACCUACUACAGCCACGGCGAUCAGAGCUCCACGACGGGAUCUGGACCACCGGGUCCGGCACCCACGAUUCCCAGCCCACCUAACACUGGCACCAAAAUGCACAAAACAGCACCACUCGGCGAUUUAGUUGCCGGCAGCGAUAUAACCCACCGCACCUACACAGGACCCUCGAUGGAGGAACGAGGUGGUCAGGAUGUCGAAGUUGACCUCUCAACGGAAAUAAUCAAGCAACACUUUCAGAGUACCUGUCACACGGCAUUGGACACUUGCCGGGAAGAUCCGUCCUGCUCAUCGUCCCUCCAGCCUAUGCUGACGCACUGUGAGCUCCACCGGUGCAAUCGCAACGCGUGCAUGUCCUCGUUGCAGGCCUUCUACAAGGGUCCCCAUGAGGACCUCAAUCUGGACAUCGCCUUUUGUCUCUGCAAAAAAACAAGCGGCGUCCAGCAGAACGGCAAUGGCAAUCGGCACGACAUGUGCAUGAUUGCACAGGAAAAACUGCAUCCAGUGUGCGCGCAGCGACCGCCCGAUAACAGUAAUCCGGCCAGCUCCAAUGGCAUUUACUACCAUCCGCCGCCCGCCUGUCACGUGGUCGCCGACAGCUGCAAGGAGGACCGCGAGUGCAGAUUAAAGUUGGAGUAUUACGAGCAGGCCUGUGCCGUGGAUAGCGUGACCAAAAAAUGUGCCGGCAGACCCAGUGGCUGUCGAACGGCCAUGAUUGGUAUUCUGGGCACCAUGUUGAGGACGACCUGUGCCUGCCAAGGAACGGAUCCCCAGCACCUGUACCAGUGCGUGGGAUGGCGACGUCUCCUGUGGAUGAACCCAUGUGUGGUUGAGGCUCAAAAGGAUUUCCAUAUGAAGCGGUUGGCUGAGCUCGGUUUCCUUACCACCACAACAACGACGACCACCACGACGACAACAACAACGACGACGACGACCACGCGGGCACCACCCCCACCUCCGCCCACCACAACAACAACGACGACGACCAGC
This is a messenger RNA of Drosophila suzukii, 1612 nucleotides long. NCBI's taxonomy places the organism in Eukaryota, Metazoa, Arthropoda, Insecta, Diptera, Drosophilidae. The record is from RefSeq and is a predicted model, not a curated record.